Rhopalosiphum maidis (corn leaf aphid) is the source of this 1006-nucleotide messenger RNA. Its product is annotated as ras-related protein Rab-28-like. Lineage: Eukaryota; Metazoa; Arthropoda; Insecta; Hemiptera; Aphididae. The record is from RefSeq and is a predicted model, not a curated record. Gene Ontology annotation, molecular function: GTPase activity; GTP binding. The coding region runs from base 279 to 950 and encodes 223 amino acids. The transcript is spliced from 5 exons.
AUAAACUAAAACGAUUGUAGACAACAUAAGAUUUUAUUGCAGAACUUUGAUGUAAAAUAAUUUAUGACUAUAAUAAAACUAAUACUAGAACAUUGUUAUUUGUCAUACAACAAGACUAUCUACGUACGGUAUCCCAAGAAGGUUUUUAAUUUGUUGUGAAGUAUAUGUAUCCAUAGAAACCUAAAUUCUAUUUAGUCAGUAAAAGGUAAAACGAGCACUUACUAUAAUAAAAUCCAAUAAUCCUUAUCAAAAUAUACAAAAAUCAUAAAAACCUUAAAAUGUCAGUAAAUGCAGGUGAUAAUUUAUUAAUUGAAAAAGAAUUGAAAAUUGUAGUAAUAGGAGAACCAUCUACAGGAAAGAGUUGUAUCGUGUCUAGAUAUUGCCAUGAUGAUUACACAAGACAAUAUAUACCAUCAUGUGGCGUAGAAUUUUAUUUAAAAAGAACACAAAUUCAAGGCCAUAAUAUCAGAAUCAAUAUUUGGGAUACAAGUGGAUCAACUAAUGUACUAUUAAAAAAAUACAUUUAUAAUGCUGAUGCAAUUAUACUUGUGUAUGAUAUAACAGACUGUGUUUCGUUUUCGGCUGUGUCGACAUGGUACAAUAAAGCAAUAAGUGUUCAUUAUGAAAAUGUACCAACGUUUGCUUUAUUUUCAAAUAAAUGUGAUUUAGAACAUAAAAGAUCAGUUGCUGAAGAAAAGCAAAUAUUGUUUUCAAAAGAAUUUAAAAUACCAAUUUCUCAAUCAGUAUCUGCACGCACUGGUGAAAAUAUAAUGUUUGCUUGGCAACAGUUAGUGGCUGAAUGUUUGGGAUUAAAACUUUCGAAGUUUGAUUUAGAACAACAUUUAGUAAGACCCGUGAAAGCAGAAAUCGAAACUACGGCCAAUCAGUAUAAAACUAUGAUAUCGAAUCAACAGCAAAAUAUGUCUUCUUCAAUUUGUGUUAUUCAAUGAUGUAUAAAAUUAAUAACAAUAAUAAAAAAAACAAAUGUAAUGCAGUUUUUUUAGUA